AUGUGUCGGGGAGCUUUACGUUGGCCACUAGGAGACGGCUGCUGCCUCAGAGGGUGGUGGAGCAGCCGGACAGGAACCUCCUCCCGCCCCGACCCCUCCCCCCAGUUCCGCGGAGCCAUCGGGACGAGCGGCGCCAGCUGUGUUUCUUAAGGAGCUGAGAGGCAGCGUGCUGAGUUACCAGAGUGAAGAGCUGUCAGGACACUGAAGAAGACUGAGGCUUGGGGAAGAGUGGCCAGAAAGCUGCUUGGCAGAGAAGGACCUUAAAUUAUCAAGACUUUGGCCUGUAAAUAUUGAAGAGGAGUAGCGUCUGGGCAUGGAGUACCAGGAACUGCCUUAUGUGCUAAUUGAUUAUAUAGGAGGGAAGCACGGAGUACAUGAAGACCAUGUUGAAUUUCUGAAGAAAUAUUUUCAUCUCAUCACCCUGAAAGAAUAUAUUGAAAACAAGAAAUUUCUCAGUGAAAAGAUCAGAGCUAUUUAUAUGUGGUAUCACAAACCAGUUGUUAAUGAAGAGUUGCUCCAGAGCUUGCCUAACUUGAAGAUAGUUGCAAGCUCUGGAGUGGGAAUAGAUCACCUAGACUUGAAGCUCCUCUCCGGAUAUGGUGUGAAAGCGUCCAACACUCCGUUUAUUGUUUCCAGUGACACUGCAGACUUGGCAAUGGCUUUGAUGCUGGCAUCUUCCAGGAGACUUGUGGAAGGCUAUCAGAUGGCAGUCUCCCCUGACACAGAGUAUUUCCCUGCUGACUGGCUGGGGGAUGCAGUCUCUGGGGCAACCCUGGGGAUCAUAGGAAUGGGCAGCAUUGGCUACAAAGUGGCGGAGAGAGCCAAAGCCUUUGAAAUGAAGAUUUUGUACCACAACAGGAAUAGGAGAAACAAGGAAGAAGAAAGUGCUGUUGGAGCUGUUUACUGUGAGAAGAUACAUCAUUUGCUCCAGCAGUCAGAUUUUGUGUUGCUGUCUGUGAACCUGAUGCCGGCGACACACAAACUGAUUGGGAAGAGGGAGCUGGAGCUGAUGAAACCCACAGCUACUCUCAUUAAUGUCAGCAGAGGCCUGGUUGUGGAUCAGGAUGCUUUGGUGGAAGCUCUUCAGAACAAAGUUAUUAAGGCAGCUGCUCUGGAUGUGACAUAUCCUGAACCUUUGCCAAGGGAUCACCCUUUGUUAAAGUUGAAGAAUGUUAUAAUAACUCCACACAUGGGAACUGCCACUAAAAAGACACGCCUCCUUAUGAUGGAAAACAUGAUCAAAAGCAUACAAGCGGGUCUUAUGGGUCUUCCUAUCCCUCAUGAAGUAUUACUGUAAAGCAGCCUGCAUUUAAUUUCCAUACCAUUAGUGUUAGUCCUGGUGUGAAUAAACAGUAAUUUGAUCACUCUUCCUGUAAUUAUCCCAUGUGUGUUACACAGAUGAAACGUGUAACACAUAUUUAAAUAAACAAAAGUGAUUCUGUGUGGAAA
Cuculus canorus (common cuckoo) is the source of this 1449-nucleotide messenger RNA. RefSeq names its product probable 2-ketogluconate reductase. Lineage: Eukaryota; Metazoa; Chordata; Aves; Cuculiformes; Cuculidae. Gene Ontology annotation, molecular function: glyoxylate reductase (NADPH) activity; NAD binding; hydroxypyruvate reductase [NAD(P)H] activity. Gene Ontology annotation, cellular component: cytosol. Bases 314 to 1297 code for a protein of 327 amino acids. The record is from RefSeq and is a predicted model, not a curated record. The transcript has 8 exons.